CCGUGGAUGCUGGAAAAGCGGCGGCGGGGAUGCGCCGGCUCCCCCCCUUCCUCCUCCUUCUCCUCCUCCUCCUCCUCCUCCUCCUCCUCGUCGCCAGGUCCCAGCCCUGCACCGUCUCCGUAUAAAAGCGCCGCCGCCUCCCCGCCCGCCCUCACUCCCUGCCGCCUGCGGAGCCGCCGCCGAGCGGCCCUUCUCCCCUCAUCGCCCCGGAGCCGCGGGGCGGAGUGGGGGACCGCGAUGGCCACCGUGGUGGUGGAAGUGGACUCGGAGCCCUCCUGCAGCAUCCCCAACCCCACCUCCCCCUCGCCCAGCCUCUCGCACCGCUUCCUGGACAGCAAGUUUUACCUGCUGGUGGUCAUCGGCGAGCUGGUGACCGAGGAGCACCUGCGUCGGGCCAUCGCCAACAUCGAGCGAGGAAUCCGAUCAUGGGACACAAACUUGAUUGAAUGCAACUUGGAUCAAGAACUGAAACUUUUUGUAUCUCGCCAUUCAGCUCGAUUCUCUCCUGAUGUUCGAGGUCAGAAAAUUCUUCACCACAGAAGUGACAUCUUAGAAACUGUAGUCCUGAUCAAUCCCUCGGAUGAAGCAGUUAGCACCGAGGUGCGUUUAAUGAUCACAGAUGCUGCAAGACACAAGCUCCUUGUACUAACUGGACAGUGCUUUGAAAACACAGGAGAACUCAUUCUUCAGUCAGGGUCCUUCUCCUUCCAGAACUUCAUCGAGAUCUUCACAGAUCAAGAGAUUGGUGAAUUAUUGAGCACCACACAUCCUGCCAACAAAGCCAGCUUAACUCUUUUCUGCCCUGAGGAAGGGGACUGGAAAAAUUCCAAUCUUGAUCGACACAACCUUCAAGACUUCAUUAACAUUAAGCUCAACUCAUCUUCCAUAUUGCCUGAAAUGGAAGGACUUUCUGAAUUUACAGAGUAUCUGUCAGAAUCGGUAGAAGUGCCAUCACCCUUUGACAUUUUGGAACCUCCAACCUCAGGAGGCUUCUUGAAACUCUCCAAACCCUGCUGUUAUAUUUUCCCGGGUGGAAGAGGAGACUCUGCAUUGUUUGCGGUGAAUGGAUUCAACAUGCUUAUCAAUGGAGGAUCUGAAAGAAAAUCUUGCUUUUGGAAGCUUAUCCGGCAUUUGGACAGGGUAGAUUCUAUUCUACUCACUCACAUCGGAGAUGAUAACCUGCCAGGAAUCAAUAGCAUGCUUCAGAGAAAAAUAGCUGAAUUAGAAGAGGAGCAGUCUCAAGGGUCUACUACCAACAGUGACUGGAUGAAAAAUCUGAUCUCACCUGAUUUAGGAGUUGUAUUCCUUAAUGUACCUGAGAACCUGAAGAAUCUGGAUCCUAACAUUAGAGUUAAAAGGAGUGUCGAAGAAGCUUGCUUUACACUCCAGUAUUUAAAUAAAUUGUCUAUGAAACCAGAACCUCUUUUCAGAAAUGUGGGAAAUACCAUUGACCCCAUUAUUUUAUUUCAGAAAAUGGGAGUUGGCAAACUUGAGAUGUAUGUGCUUAAUCCUGUCAAAAGUAGCAAAGAGAUGCAAUAUUUUAUGCAACAGUGGAGUGGUACUAACAGAGAUAAAGCUGAAUUUCUGCUACCAAAUGGCCAAGAACUAGACAUUCCAUUAUCCUAUUUCACUUCUGUUUCAUCCCUGAUUGUGUGGCAUCCAGCUAAUCCUGCAGAAAAAAUAAUUCGAGUUCUGUUUCCUGGAAACAGCACCCAGUAUAAUAUUCUAGAAGGACUAGAAAAGCUCAAACACUUGGACUUCCUUAAACAACCAAUGGUUACACAAAAAGACCUAACUGGAAACAUUGCUAGUCCAGCUGUGAAACAAGCAAAGUUGAAACAGCGAACUGACAGCAAGGAGAGUCUCAAGCCUGCUGCAAAGACACCACCAAGCAAGACUGCCAGAAAAGAAUCUAAAGAAGAAACUCCAGAGCCUGCAAAGCCUAGUCCAGCACCAGAAAAGACUCAGAAAUUAGAAAGCAAAGAAAAAGUUCCAGUUAAAAAAGAGAAACCAGCAAAACCAGAAGCCAAACCUAUAGUGGCAGAAAAAGAUAUAACAAGUAAGGAAGAACAAUUACUGAAAUCUGAAACUCCUGAAAAACAAGCUACAGAUGUAAAACCAAAAGUGACAAAGGAGAAACCAGUGAAAAAGGAAGUCAAAGCAAAAGCUGAAGAAAAGAAAGAGGAAAAAGAAAAAACAAAGAAAGAGGUUGCUAAAAAGGAGGAGAAAACUCCCAUCAAAAAAGAGGAAAAACCCAAAAAAGAAGAGAUCAAGAAAGAAGUUAAAAAAGAGGUGAAAAAGGAGGAGAAGAAGGAAAUUAAGAAGGAAGUGAAGAAAGAAGCUCCACCAAAGGAAGUGAAGAAAGAAGCUAAAAAAGAAGAGAAAAAAGAAGUUAAGAAGGAAGAAAAAGAAGCCAAAAAGGACAUCAAAAAGGUUCCUAAAGAAACAAAGAAGACACCCACUCCUUCAGCUGAAACCAAAAAGCCAGCAGCAAAACCUAAACCACAAAAGAAGGAGGAACCUGCUAAAAAAGAAGCAGUACCUGCUGGAAAACCAAAGGAAAAGGGAAAAAUUAAGACUGUGAAGAAGGAGAUCAAAGUCAGUGGAGCACAAGCUGCCCUUGCAGCCGUUGGAGCUGCUGCCACAACAGUAGCUGCUGUAGCAGCUGCAGAAAUUACAGCUAGCGGAAAAGAACUUGAGGCAGAGAGGUCCCUUAUGUCUUCACCAGAAGAUUUAACAAAGGAUUUUGAAGAAUUAAAAGCUGAAGAAGUGGAAACAAUAAAAACAACAAAACCUCAGGUUGCACUCAUUGAGGAUGAAUUGAAGCUCUCCGGCAAAGAACAAAAAGAGGCCUUUGAUAUCCAAAAGGAAAAAUUAGACAAUGAAGGACCUGCUGAGUCCUCUGACGAAGGCAUAACUACCACAGAGGCUGAGGGUGAGUGUGGACAGACACCUGAAGAAUUAGAACCUGUGGAAAAGCACAGGGUUGAUGACAAUGAAAAGUUUGAAGAUGAGGGAACUGGCCUGGAAGAAUCAUCUGAAGCAGGAGAUUAUGAGGAGAAGGCAGAGACAGAAGAAGCUGAAGAACGAGGUGAAGAUGAGGAAGAAAAGACACCACUUGACACCACAAAACCAUACAUGGAAGAAGCAAGAAAAGUGGGUAAGAGUGCAGAAGAAAUAAUGGCUGAAACAGAUGCUAAUAUCAAAGAUGAAAAAUAUAUCGAAAAGGCAGAUUAUGAGGCAUCAGAUGAACGGGCUGAGGAGGACAGGGAAGAAGCAGUAGAAAAGGCAGAAACUGAAGAGACUGAAGAAGAAGAAGAAGACAAAGCAGAAGACAUCAGAGAUGAAGAGGAGACUGAAAAAAUAGAAGCUGAAGAAGACUAUGUGAUGGCUGUGGUAGACAAAGCUGCAGAAGCUGGUGAAGUUGAAGAUAAAUAUGGCCUACUCAUUAUUACACCAACAAAACGCUCAGAGCCUCAGUCUCCAGCAGUUGAACCAGCCUCUUCAAUCCAUGAUGAGACAUUACCUGGUGGUUCAGAAAGUGAAGCCACUGUUUCUGAUGAAGAAAAUAGAGAAGAUCAACCUGAGGAAUUCACUGCUACUUCGGGUUAUACACAGUCUACCAUUGAAAUAUCUAGUGAACCGACUCCAAUGGAUGAAAUGUCUACGCCCCGGGAUGUUAUGAGUGAUGAAACUAACAAUGAGGAAAGUGAGUCACCGUCUCAGGAGUAUGUGAAUAUUACCAAGUACGAGACAUCACUGUACUCUCAAGAGUUUGGUAGGCCUAAACUUUCUCCACUUCCAGAUGCUCUUAAUGGAUUAUCAGAAGGAUCCAAAACAGAGGCCACAGAAGGUAAAGACUAUAAUGCCUCAGCUUCUACCAUCUCACCACCUUCUUCAUUAGAGGAAGACAAAUUCUGCAAAUCUGUGUUCCAGGAUGUGUACCGGCAAAAAGAAAGUGAAAUCCAAGGCACUGCCAAAUUAGAAAUCAAAGAAACCUGUCCAGAAGAUGUUUCUGGAAAACUUAGUCCAGCCAAGAGUCCAGCUGAUAGUUUGUCCCCUCCAUCACCAGUUGCCAAAACACCACUGGGUGAACGCAGUGUCAACUUUUCACUCAUUCCUAAUGAGAUCAAGGUCUUGGCUGAGCCUGCCCCCGUUGCUGCAUUGCCCAGUGUACGUCAAGAAGUUGCUGAAGAGCACUGUGCAAGCCCUGAAGAUAAAACAUUAGAAGUAGCAUCUCCCUCACAGUCUGCUGCUGGUAGUGCUGGUCACACACCUUAUUAUCAGUCUCCCACUGAUGAAAAAUCCAGUCAGCUUCCCUCUGAAACAAGUGAAAAGUCAACAGAAGCUCCAGUUAGCUUUGAAUUCAGCGAAGUCAAAGAUGAGUCUGCAAAACCCAGAAUAAGCCCAAUGGAUGAGCCUGUGCCAGAUUCAGAAUCUCCUAUUGAAAAGGUUCUCUCACCUCUACGGAGUCCACCACUGAUAGGUUCAGAGACCGCUUAUGAUACAUUUUUGAGUGCUGAUGUAAAGUCUCCCACCAGAGAUUAUGGAAGUCCUUCUGAGGGGAAACCUGAAAAAGAAAAAUCACCAGUUCAAAUGAGCCCAGCUUCUGAAGCCAGCUCAGUGGGGCUUUUCCAAGAAAGACAAGAUGAAAAAAGCAUGGAGUUUAUGGUAAUUAAGGAAGGCUUCAGCCUAGAGAGAAGAAUGGAGGAUACAGAACCCAGCAGCUCCCAGUCUUCACUGGUCUUGGAUGAGAGGAAGUUGACGGGUGAUCUCUCACCUACUCAAAUAGAUAUCAGUCAGUUUGGUUCCUUAAAAGAGGACACAAAAAUGUCAAUUUCUGAAGGCACUGUUUCUGAUAAGUCUGCAACUCCUGUUGAUGAGGUCGUAGCAGAAGACACAUAUUCUCAUAUUGAAGGAGUAGCUUCUGUCUCCACAGCAUCUGUUGCUACUAGUUCAUUUCCAGAACCAACUACUGAUGAUGUAUCCCCCUCUUUGCAUGCUGAGGUUGGAUCUCCCCACUCAACAGAAGUUGACGAUUCCCUUUCAGUGUCAGUUGUACAAACACCAACAACAUUUCAGGAAACAGAAAUGUCUCCAUCUAAGGAGGAGUGCCCAAGGCCUAUGUCAAUUUCUCCACCAGAUUUCUCACCUAAAACUGCAAAAUCAAGAACCCCAGUGCAUGAUCACAGAUCUCCUGAACAGUCAACUAUGUCAGUAGAAUUUGGUCAGGAAUCCCCUGAGCAGUCUUUAGCAAUGGAUUUCAGCAGGCAAUCUCCUGAAUAUCCUCCUGUAGGCACUAGCAUACAUCAUAUAUCUGAAAAUGGACCAACAGAAGUAGAUUAUAGCCCUUCAGAUAUACAGGAGCCUACUUUUGCACAGAAGAUUUCGCCUGUGGAGCAGACAUCUUACUCUCAAGAGAAGGAUAUUUCAGAAAUUAUUUCAGUUUCUCAAAUUGAAGCUUCAUCUUCAAGUUCAUCAGCUCAUACUCCUUCCCAGGUAACUUCUCCACUGCCAGAGGAAACAUUUGCAGGUGCCGCUCCACCCAGAGAUAUGUCACUUCAUUCUUCUCUUACCUCAGAAAAGGUGCAGAGCCUAGGAGAAAAGCUGUCACCAAAGUCUGAUCUAUCUCCAUUAAGUCCAAGGGAAUCUUCUCCUCUAUACUCUCCUAGUUUUCCAGAUUCGCCUCCUGCAGUCACAGAAGCAGUGUCAGCUAGUCAUGCAUCUUCAUUGUCAUUGGAAGUGUCCUCUGACAAAGCCUUUGGUUACCAGGCUGUGACAUUACAGGAACCCCUAGAAAAGCACAGCCCAGAACCUUUAUUCAGCCCAGAAAAAGAAGAUUCAGAGAAAAGCAGCAGGUCACCAGAGGAACUUAGUUAUUCUUAUGAGGCCACAGAAAAAACUGCUAGAUCACCAGAAGAUAUUAGCUACUCCUAUGAGGCAGUUGGAAAAUCUACUAAAUCGCCUGAAGCCACAGAUUAUUCCUAUGAGACAACAGGGAAAACUUCUAGGUCACCUGAAGCCACAGAUUACUCCUAUGAGAUGACAGGGAAAACCACCAGGUCACCAGGGGCCACAGAUUACUCCUACGAGAUGACAGGGAAAGCCACCAGGUCACCUGGUGAAACAGAUUAUUCCUAUGAUAUGACAGGAAAAACCACCAGGUCACCUGGGGACACAGAUUAUUCCUAUGAGACAACAGGCAAAACCACCAGAUCACCUGAGGCCACAGAUUAUUCCUAUGAGAUAAUUGGGAAAACCACCAAAUCACUUGAUGUCACAGAUUAUUCCUAUGAGAGAAUUGGGAAAGCUACCAAAUCACUUGAUGCUAUGGAUUAUUCAUUUGAGGCAACAGGGAAAACCACUAAGUCACCAGAAACCAUGGACUACUGCUAUGAGACAACUGGGAGAACCACUAGGUCACCAGAGGCCACAGCUUACUCCUACGAGACAACUGGAAAAUCCACCAGCUCACCUGAAGCCACAGAUUAUUCAUUUGAGACAACUGAGCAAGCCACCAGGUCACCUGAACCUACCAGCUAUUCCUAUGAAGCAAGUGCACAUUUUACUCCAGGAAAAUCAUUAGCAGAAUCUCGUCAAGAUGUUGAUUUAUGCCUUGUGUCCUCCUGCGAAUAUAAGCAUCCUAAAACUGAACUUUCACCUUCAUUUAUCAACCCUAAUCCCCUUGAGUGGUUUGCAAGUGAAGAGCAGUCUCAAGAUCAAGAAAAGCCAUUAACUCAGUCUGGGGGAGCCCAGCCACCCUCCGGGGGAAAGCAGCAGGGACGGCAGUGUGAUGAAACACCUCCCACUUCAGUGAGCGAGUCUGCCCCAUCUCAGACGGAUUCAGAUGUUCCCCCUGAGACUGAGGAAUGCCCUUCCAUCACUGCAGAUGCUAACAUUGACUCGGAAGAUGAGUCAGAAACCAUUCCAACAGACAAGACAAUUACAUACAAACACAUUGACCCACCACCGGUCCCAAUGCAGGAUCGCAGCCCUUCCCCUAGGCACCCUGAUGUCUCCAUGGUUGAUCCAGAGGCUUUGCCUGUUGACCAGAAUCUGGGUAAACCUUUAAAGAAGGACCUCAAGGAAAAGACGAAAACAAAAAAGCAAGGUACUAAGACCAAGUCAUCUUCUCCUGUUAAAAAAAGUGAUGGUAAAUCAAAACAAGUGGCUUCACCAAAGCCAGCUGUGAAAGAAUCUUUAGAAAAAACUUCCAAAACAGCUUCUCCAAAAAAGAAGGAGUCUGUGGAGAAGGCAACCAAAAAUAUCUCUAAUCCAGAAGUAAAGUCCCGAGUAGAAGAGAAAGAUAAGGACACCAAGAAUGCAGCAAAUACAACAGCAUCCAAGUCAGCAAAGACCGCAACCACAGGACCUGGGACUACUAAGUCAGCAAAAUCUACAGCUGUGCCUCCAGGACCUCCAGUGUAUUUGGAUCUGGUGUACAUUCCCAACCACAGCAACAGUAAGAAUGUUGACGUUGAGUUUUUCAAGAGGGUCCGGUCAUCCUACUACGUGGUGAGCGGGAACGAUGCCGCAGCCGAGGAGCCAAGCAGGGCUGUUCUGGACUCCCUGCUGGAGGGCAAGGCCCAGUGGGAGAGCAACAUGCAGGUGACCUUAAUCCCAACACAUGACUCAGAAGUGAUGAGAGAAUGGUACCAAGAGACCCACGAGAAACAGCAGGACCUCAACAUCAUGGUUUUGGCAAGCAGCAGCACGGUUGUUAUGCAAGAUGAAUCUUUUCCCGCAUGCAAGAUUGAACUGUAAGAACAAGACCACGCACCACAACGUUAAACUUUGUUUCCAGAAAUUCUUCAGUUUGAAAACACCUUUUCUAAAAAUUCAACCCAUCUAUUUCAACUGCUGAACUAUAUACCUGCCAAAUGCUAUACUGUGUCACGGUGAUGCAAGUCACUAAUAUUUUUCAGUCUUUGCUGAUUGCUAAGGGAAGUAACAGUAUUCCUAUAGUAGGGUUCAAAUUACUGCGAAAAUACAGAUCCAGUUUCAUCUCCGCUGAACGUUUGGAAACCAUGCACUAGCAACCAUAACUGACUUCUGCCAGGUAGAGGCAUUUGCCCUCUAAAGAAACACAACAAGAGAGAAAGAGAGAGAGGGGUAGGAGGAGAAAGUAAAAAAUAAUUAGAUCUGCAUUAGUCUUAUGGCAAUAGAUGUAUCGCUUACUGCAGUCUGCUUAUGCUCUCAUAUGAAAAGAAAGUUUUAAAUUUGUAUCAAUCCGAGCUAUCACAAAGGGGGUCCUUACUUUACAGAGUUAAGUUAGCUGGAAAAUGCAAAGAAAGAGAACGUGGCUAGGAAAGGACAUAAAACUUAAAACUCUCAUUAGCAGUUUUCCACUUUAAUUUGAACUCUGCAUACUGACAUACCAUAACAAUCAUAGGCCAAAUAUGCACAUUGUCUGAACCCCAUCCAGAACUCUAAAACCUUCCUUUUAACAUCCAGAAUUAUUGGUCUAAGGCAUACUCCCAGCAAAAGUCCACUUACUCCACUCAGAAUUGACCAGUCCACAUGCUUAAACACCCAUGUCAACUGUUGAUUGACUGAAGCAAAAUACCAAAGCAGUUGGGAGUACAUACAGUAGACAAUUUGCCUUAGAAAGUGACUUGAAUGUACAAAGAAACUCGAUGCACUUAUUUUUUACUGUUGAGACAGCAAAUUUAUAAACACCAGUGUAGGAUCAUAGUUACACCAGUAAAGAAGUGUGAGUGUGCAUGUGUGGUACUAGAAACCUAUCUGACUGGUCAAAUGGCUCGGUGCUAUGAAUUACAUAUCUUAGUCAUGUGAACACUUCAUUGGUGCACCUGGACAGCAGAAGAAGGCAAGACAAGCAUUUCUUUUGAAAGCUUCUUUUGUACUGUGGAAGCAGGAUUGAAGUGGUGUCCAGUAUCAGAGUUGCAAAACUUAGUGAAAUUUUCAGAAUGAUAAAAAGGUUACCUGCGAGUCUGUACAGUAUUCAACCUUCCUUUGUCUUACAUUAUUUUAUUUGUUUAAUUUAAGAAUGAAUAUGGGAACAAAUGUACAGAAACCUUUUUUUAGCAAUGUGUGAACUUUUAAUAGAUGAAUUUUUAACAAAAGUUUUCAUUUACAGGAAAACGCAAAGAAAAAUUUUUCAGGUGAAGGCAGUUUUUUUAGUAGUUUUGUAAGAUAAAUGAAUAAUGUUGUUUAAGGUUCUAGUGAGAAUGGAUAUUAAACUAAAAUUUAUUGAAAAUA
This is a messenger RNA of Anas platyrhynchos (mallard), 9222 nucleotides long. It is a transcript of the gene MAP1B, whose product is annotated as microtubule associated protein 1B. Gene Ontology annotation, biological process: regulation of microtubule depolymerization; dendrite development; microtubule cytoskeleton organization. Gene Ontology annotation, cellular component: microtubule associated complex; cytosol; synapse. Gene Ontology annotation, molecular function: actin binding; microtubule binding. NCBI's taxonomy places the organism in Eukaryota, Metazoa, Chordata, Aves, Anseriformes, Anatidae. The record is from RefSeq and is a predicted model, not a curated record.